UCAUCCUCCAUUGGCUCCCGGUGAGCUGUGAGCCCUCACACAGCAGCAGCCGUCUGUGUGGAAGCAUCCCACACAGUGGCCGGACUCCGCUUUCCCACGCUGCUCCGACAACUGACAACGACACGAUGGAGAAAAUGAGCGAAAUCAACGGACACGCGUUGCCAAAGUCGGACUCCACCGACAAGAUGCUGGAGAAGAAAGUGCAGAAGAGGUUCCUGGAGAAGGCGACGGUGUGCCUGGGCAAGAACCUGCUCGUUAUCAUGACGGUGUCCGGCGUGCUGGUGGGCGUCGGGCUCGGCAUGAUGGUCCGCAACAUGGACCUGACCAAAGCGCAGAUGACCUACUUCGCCUUCCCGGGAGAGAUGCUCCUGCGGAUGCUGAAGAUGAUCAUCCUGCCGCUGGUGGUCUGCAGCCUCAUCUCCGGCGCCGCCAGCCUGGACACUCGCUCCCUGGGCAAACUGGGUGGCAUCGCCGUCGCCUACUUUCUGGUGACCACGCUGAUCGCCUCUUGCAUCGGGGUGACCCUGGCGUUCAUCAUCAAACCCGGCGUGGGUGCUGGGGGGCUGAACACCAACCAGCUGGGACUGGAGAGCAUCACCAACGACAAGGAGACAGCCGACUCGUUCCUGGAUCUGGCCAGGAAUUUAUUCCCAUCAAACCUGGUGGCCGCUGCUUUCCGCUCCUAUGCCACCGACUACAAGAUGGUUGCUGCGGGGAACGACACCAAUGGGACCAUCCUCUAUCAAAAGGUUCCUGUCGCUACUGAAAUAGAGGGCAUGAACAUCUUGGGUCUGGUUCUAUUUGCCAUGGUGUUCGGUGUGGCUCUGAAGAAGCUGGGAGAGGAGGGGGAGGAACUCAUUCGCUUCUUCAAUGCUUUCAAUGAGGCUACCAUGGUACUGGUGUCCUGGAUCAUGUGGUAUAUCCCUUUUGGCAUCAUGUUCCUGGUGGGCAGUAAGAUUGUUGAGAUGGAAGAUGUGGUUCUUCUGGUCACCAGUCUGGGAAAAUACAUUUUUGCUUCGAUCUUGGGCCACAUCAUCCACGGAGGCAUCGUCCUGCCGCUCAUCUACUUCGGCUUCACACGCAAGAACCCCUUCAGUUUCCUGUCAGGACUCAUCACACCCUUCACCACUGCCUUCGCCACCUGCUCCAGUUCCGCAACUCUUCCUUCAAUGAUAAAGUGCGUUGAGGAGAAUAAUGGUGUGGACAAACGAAUCAGCCGUUUCAUCCUUCCCAUUGGAGCCACAGUCAACAUGGAUGGGGCAGCCAUUUUCCAGUGCAUUGCUGCGGUCUUCAUAGCUCAGCUCAAUAAUGUUGACCUGAACGCCGGACAGAUCUUCACCAUCCUGGUAACAGCCACAGCCUCCAGUGUCGGCGCAGCAGGCAUCCCAGCUGGCGGCAUCAUCACCAUCGCCAUCAUCCUGGAGGCCAUCGGCCUGCCAACCAAUGAUCUGUCCCUCAUGCUGGCUGUUGACUGGAUUGUCGACCGUACCACCACUGUGGUGAACGUGGAGGGUGAUGCUCUCGGUGCUGGAAUCCUCCACCACAUCAACCAAAUGGAGAUGAAGAAGAAGCAGGAGCAGCAGCAGCAGCAGGAUGAGGAGCUGGCGGAGGUCCGGGUGGAGGCAGUGGCAAACGGCCAGGCAGAGGAGGAGACCUCGCCACUAGUAAUGCUCAAAAUCAAAGGUUUAGAGGGGACGCCGGAAGCUAUCGAAUCUGUCCUGUGAACUCAGCAAGACCUUUAAACAAUUCUGACAUUGUUGCUGAGGGGACACAUUUCUAACUCAGUGUCCAAUGAAAAAAACAAGGUCACUAAUGGUUUCAGUUGUGAAGGGAAAUAGUGCCAUAGUAACAGCAUUGACAGUCCACAGUGUACUUGCUGCUGCUGUUUCAAAAUUUGGUCACUUGGACUAAUGUCUCAAUAGUUGGAUUUCCAACCAAGUGUUUAAAUGCAAUUGGGAUAUGAUGGAUAUGAAAAUCAUUAACUUUGAAAACAAUUCAUCAGUAUUGCAAAAACAUUAUUUUAAUUUUCACUCAAAGCAGAGUUUUUGUACUUCUUAAUCUUUAUUAAAGCAUUUUGUGGUAAACAGUAACUGAAACACACUGUAAAAUAUCUUUAAACCAUUCCCAGAAAUGUCAUAGUUCUGUAUCUGUGUCUAAUGCAUUAUAGGAGAUGCUCACAGCCAUAAUUUUGUAUGUCAGAGCAUUAUCCAGUGCAUUUCUUGGUUUUUAUCUUCAGACACCAAAUACAAUGACAAACUAUAAAAACGAACUAUUUUCCAAAAUCUGUAGUUAUCUAUAGUUUCAUGUUCAGGAAAGUCCACUCGACUGGUGGAGACCAAAUUCUCUCUUUCUAUCGAAGUCAGAAUGAAAAAGGAACUUUUGUUCCCAGGUUUGAACUAAUGGUCACAAUCCAGAGACAUGUUUACAGGAUGCUCCUAGUCUUUUGUUUGCUGACCAUCAGUUGACAAUGUCAAACAUUAACUCUUCAAAUGUAAGGUUAAGAAUUUGACAAAUUUGCCUCAUGCAACAUGUUGACCCAGAGUCCCUUGUGACUCAGCUGGCUCAGUAUGGUAAGUUAAAUACUGGACCAAUGGCAAGUAAACAUACUCGUUUUGUAUGUCACUGGAAAAUCCCUGUCUAGUCCGUUUAUCUUAAAGAAACAUAAUGCGUUAUUUACAUGGUUCUCUAAUCCUCUUAAAUAGCCAAACAGAAACAUGAUAAGCCAUGAAUAUGACCAGACCUCAUCUCCCAUUUCUUAUCAGCAUUUUAUAAUCGUGUCACCAUAACUUUGUCAAGACAGCAGGUAAUUUCCUUUACAAAUCCGCUCCAUUAAUAAUGGCCACACUCUGAAGAUCCAGUCCGCUCAGCAAACUCUCUAAAGUUGUAGUUAUGCACCAAGGAGUCUGAAAAGUAGCCAGUUUUGUUUUGAUGUUGGUUUGCUAGUUCGCCAGCUACAGCAGUGUUAACAUGCAGCUGUCAAUUAACUAUGACUAAUUCUCUUAUUAGCUAAUUAUGGUAAUGGUUAUAUCAGGUUUUUAGACCAACCUGAUACUUUGGUUGGCAAGAUACUAGAUUUAUCUAUGGUGGAAAACUAUAAAAAUUUCCAGUCAAAACCAGAACAGAAAUUAAGCUCAUCUGUUCAGUCCUGCUGAGACAGCAGGGUAAUAACUGGAUAAAUACCAUUCUAAGCCAAAAGAGGCAGACCUCUAUCAUGGCUGGAGUUCUAAAACCCUGAUGUACGUUAGCAUGUCUGUCCUUUUGUUCCCUUGUCUCAAAGAGAAUGUGUUUUUUGAUGCCUGAAAUACGGUCUGUGGUUAACAUUUUGCCAUUAAUUUCUUUAUUUAAUGUAAAAGUGGCAUUGGCUUUUUGUCCAGGUAACAAGGGUGAUGCUUACUGUGCAUUGACAUUUCCAGGUUGGCCUACUUGAGGGUCUCAUAGGAUCUGACAUUGCCAGUCAUUGCCAGAAUUACAUAUGGUCAAAUAUAAGUACUGUAAACACACUGGUAAGACAUCAGGAAAACACUCCAGUCCCCCAUUUAUCCAAUAACACACAUUUUACCUGUAGUUGUUGGUGUAGUUGUCAAGAUUCACUCAAAAAUCCUCUGUCAUAUGUGCCCACACACACUGAACCUAAACCGAAAUGAUGAGUUUGCAGUAUACUAUAAUGCCGUUCUGUUGUGAAUGCAUCCUCUAUCUUAGUACAGAUGUUUCUCAGUUGUGUCUCAAAGGCAAAGCGUGCAUCAAAUUAACCUUCAUUGGAAUUGGUGGUUAGCCUACGUGAGGUUUGCUAAUGCUUGUAUUUUAAUUGUUGAAUUGUUCAGUGCAACCCACUCCCUGUCAGAAUCCAUCUCUCUUACCACUGACAUCUUCAAUCUGUGGGAUAAACUAUUAGCUGUGGUUGCUCUAAAGGGAACAUUGGUCAUUGCCAUUAUUGUGGCUUACUUGAUGGGAUAUUUUUUAAGUGUGCAGUAUGCACUGCUCCAAAUUACUUACAGGUGCCUUCCUUUAUUCUAAGGAUACACGUCUCCUUUUAGGACACAGGACUUGACUGAUAGGAAGAGCCUGUGCUGCCCUCCAGUGGUGAUAGGCAUUAAUGUGAAACAAAAAAUGUUAGGGUGGUUGCAUCCCAUAGCUGUGGUGUCUAUACAUUUUCAGAUGAUAUUGCUGAACGAUAUCAGUAACAUCUCCUAUUUAUUUGAUCUAUUAUUAUUUGUGUGGAGGAGCUGUUGAUGAGGCCACUUAAUUUCUCACCCUUUUAGAGGUGAAGGAUCUCUGUGUGUAUGAAAUUUCAUUCAUGUUGCUGUCAUUUUAUUUCUGAGUAACUCAUUAUGAUGUGGUGGUGCUGCUUUGGUUUUGGAUCAUUCUGCUCUUAAGAUGGAGUAAACCAGUGUGUCUGAACAUUUCUUAUUCUUCAUUUCAGACUUUUCUAAGCUAACUACUGCUCUUUUAACCUAAACUGAACUGUCUGUGUAGGUUCUGAUGAGUUUAUCUGAUACAAUAAUUACAUGCAUUGUGCGACAUAUAUAUUUGAUAUUAAUUUAUUGUAAUUGUUUUAACUUUUUGUGUUAUUUGUACUUUCUCCUUGCAACAAUUUACCUUGGUGUUAAACAUUUUUAAUGAUCCUACUACCCCGAUAACAAAUUGUUGAUUUUUUUUAAAUUUUUAAUGUUUUUAAAUGAAUUACCUUCAACCUUGCCUGUGCCAUGUCACUGUCUAAAACUUUAGUGCUUUCUCAAUGCUCCCUCUGUCUGUCAACAUUAAAAGUGGUACAGUAAAAGUGUUCAUGCAACCAAAA
Limanda limanda (common dab) is the source of this 4795-nucleotide messenger RNA. RefSeq names its product solute carrier family 1 member 4 (gene slc1a4). Gene Ontology annotation, cellular component: plasma membrane. The transcript is spliced from 8 exons. The record is from RefSeq and is a predicted model, not a curated record. Gene Ontology annotation, molecular function: symporter activity; L-alanine transmembrane transporter activity; L-aspartate transmembrane transporter activity. Lineage: Eukaryota; Metazoa; Chordata; Actinopteri; Pleuronectiformes; Pleuronectidae. Gene Ontology annotation, biological process: L-serine transport; L-glutamate transmembrane transport. The coding region runs from base 126 to 1724 and encodes 532 amino acids.